UUAUCUUGACUGGUAUGAUUGAUCAUUCUCGACACCGUUGGGUUAUCUUUAUAAGGAGCUGAACGAUAUGAAAAUUCCUCAAUCAAUUCCUCACCACAAUACAAAAUUUGUAUUAUCGUUACCGCAGUAUUCACAUUGUCAAUCGUAAAAUCUCACCAUGAAACAAUUCAAAAAUUUAAUAUUCACGAGUCUCUUUAUAACUUUAGUGCAAUUCGGGUUCUCUCAGUCGACACAAAACCCAGAGUGCGGAAUCAUAGAAGAUGAGUUUCAUGGGCUUUGUCCCAUUUGGGAACCCGAUGUUCCAACUUAUCAUCCAUACCCGUGGGACUGUAGAAAAUUUUUAGAAUGUACAAAUGGCGUUGCCAAGGCGCAGUGUUGUGCCCCAGGAACUGUGUGGGAUCAGGAUCUAACUGUGUGUAACCAUGAAAGUACGACUCCUUGCGUCAUUUUCACCUUGCCAAGUCCUACAACUACGACAACCACACCAACGACAACAACCACACCCACCACCACCACCACCCCAACAACGACCACGCCAACAACGACCACACCAACAACUACCACCCCAACUACAACCACACCAACUACAACACCAGAGCCCACAACGGAAGAGGACGAUCCAAUCAAUUGGGUUUGCCCAGAAGGUUACGAGGGACCUUUGGCUCAUCCAUAUGUCUGUAAUUUCUUCUAUAUUUGUGAUCCUGGAAGACGUCCGUGUCUUAUGGAAUGUCCACCCCCAUUGUUUUACAAUCCGAGAACUGAAGAUUGUGAUUGGCAGUUUAACGUACCUGAGUGUGUGGGUGGAACACCUCCACCAGGAACACCGACCCCUCGUCCACCCACCACUAGCAGUCCUAACUACAGAAAUUAUCCCAGAACUUUGAUUGAAGGCAUAUCGCCCUUACUUCAAAACCCUUGUGAUUUGGGGGAAAUGGACAAGUAUGUUAAAAGGGUGAAUAUGUCGUAACUUUAUUAUUUGAUACAGUUGUUCGUUUACGGUUAUUAACAAAAUAAUUAAUGUCUAGUAGCUUAUACUCGUUUGCAUUUAUAUUUGCACUAAUGAAUAAUAAAAACUUUGAAAAGAGGG
Messenger RNA from Folsomia candida, 1087 nucleotides. Its product is annotated as platelet glycoprotein Ib alpha chain. Gene Ontology annotation, molecular function: chitin binding. NCBI's taxonomy places the organism in Eukaryota, Metazoa, Arthropoda, Collembola, Entomobryomorpha, Isotomidae. The record is from RefSeq and is a predicted model, not a curated record. Bases 158 to 967 code for a protein of 269 amino acids. Gene Ontology annotation, cellular component: extracellular region. The transcript has 6 exons.